Molecule: messenger RNA, 900 nt
Organism: Orbilia oligospora ATCC 24927
Lineage: Eukaryota; Fungi; Ascomycota; Orbiliomycetes; Orbiliales; Orbiliaceae
Exons: 4
Coding region: 1-900 (299 amino acids)
Source: RefSeq, a predicted model, not a curated record
AUGCCAUCACUCAAAGGAAUCACCUGCAGCAUCGAUAUUGAUGGUGUCCGCGCCGAAGAGUUUGGUACUGAAGUCGAGGGCUCGACAGUCACUUGCAGUAUCGUUUCGCAGGAUGAUAAGCCAUUCAGUUUCAACUUUGAUUUCAGUAAAUCGACUGCGGAACGGCAUGAUUUUUCGAUAUACGCCGACGGGAGUAUUAUCAAAAAUGUUACUACAACGCAUACAACUGAGGUAGUAAGAAAAUCAGGUCUGAUCGUCAAUGGUCUCUUGGAGAGGCGGGAGAUGAGAUUCUCAAAACUUGAGACGAUUGACCAGAAGUUAGAUGAAAUGGAAACACGGGCAAAUGUUUUGCAAAAUAUAGGCACCCUCAAAGUAAAGAUCCACCGAGCAGAAAAACGAGCAACCAAAGGCAGGGGAAGCGAUCAUGACGAACUGAGUAUCAAGGACGUCCACGAAAAGUCCCUGAAAGGGAGAGCAGUUUCUCAUAGGACGUCACUUGGGGCCGCUGAUUACCAACCGCCAUCCUCUCUCAAAACUAAACGAUUAGAUCCUAGCGACCGUCCAUAUGUCGUAUUUACUUUCCGCUAUGCGAAGAAAUCAUACCUACAGAGCGAAGGUCUGAUCCCCCGUUCACCGUCCCCUGAGCUUUCAAUUAGGGGUGGGGAUAGGCAAACCAUCGACGAAAUGUCGCCUGAAGCGCUCCGUCGCGAGCUGCUUCGAUACAGAGCACGAGAUAAGGAUGAAAAGAAGGCUAUAAAACGAGAGCGAGCUUCAUCCAUGGCAACAAGGAACCCGGCGGCGGAUAGUGGCAGCGACGAUGACGAGGUCGUUUUUCAAUCAGAACGCAGUCUGAAGAAACAAAAGGUCACUGAGGUGAUUGAUCUGCUUUCCGACGACUAA